Molecule: messenger RNA, 1590 nt
Organism: Argentina anserina (silverweed cinquefoil)
Lineage: Eukaryota; Viridiplantae; Streptophyta; Magnoliopsida; Rosales; Rosaceae
Product: pantothenate kinase 1
Exons: 10
Coding region: 156-1292 (378 amino acids)
Biological process (GO): coenzyme A biosynthetic process
Cellular component (GO): cytosol; nucleus
Molecular function (GO): pantothenate kinase activity; ATP binding
Source: RefSeq, a predicted model, not a curated record
AGCAGCGCCACCCAGAAAACCAAAAACAAAAACGUUUCUGUAUAUAAAUAAUGGUCUUAGUGAUGGGUUAGGUGAGGCCACAUCAACUGCACCAUUCUUCUUUAUACAGGUCUGAAGAAAACCGAAAUCUUCAAACCUUGACUAUCACAACCCUCAUGGCUCAAAUUUCCCAUCUUGCUUUGGAUAUUGGAGGCUCUUUGGUUAAGCUGGCGUAUUUUUCACAAAUCAGUGAUGAUGAAUCUUCCGAGAGUAAUGCACAAGUGUGUAAUGGAGACAAAGGUUGUACUGUUCUGGAAGGGAAGCUUCAGUUUGCGAAAUUCGAGACGGCUAAGAUACAUGAUUGCAUAGACUUCAUUCAAUCUAAGCAACUUCGCCUUACUGGAUGCCGGCAUGAUGGUGCUUCUGCCAAUGAGCAGUGUGUUAUUAAGGCCACAGGUGGUGGGGCAUACAAGUUUGCUGAUCUCUUUAAGGAAAAGCUUGGGGUUUUUCUUAGCAAGGAAGACGAAAUGAACAGUCUUGUGGCAGGAGCAAAUUUUCUGCUUAAGUCAGUUCCCGAUGAAGCAUUUACAUACAUGGAUAGUCAGAAGGAAUUUGUGCAGAUUGAUCAAGAUGAUCUAUACCCCUAUCUCCUAGUUAAUAUUGGCUCUGGUGUCAGUAUGAUCAAGGUGGAUGGACCUGGUAAAUUUGAGCGUGUAAGUGGAACCAAUGUUGGUGGUGGCACUUUUUGGGGUUUAGGAAGACUUUUAACAAAGUGCAAGAGUUUUGAUGAGUUGCUGGAGUUAAGUCAUCAGGGAAACAAUAGAGUGAUAGACAUGCUUGUUGGGGACAUAUAUGGGGGUACAGACUAUAAAAAGAUUGGCCUUUCAUCAACUGCCAUCGCUUCUAGCUUUGGCAAGGCAAUAUCUGAUAAUAAGGAGUUGGAAGAUUACAAUCCUGAAGAUAUUUCUCGGUCCCUUUUAAGAAUGAUUUCCAAUAAUAUUGGACAGAUCUCAUACUUGAAUGCACUAAGGUUUGGGCUGAAGCGCAUAUUUUUUGCCGGAUUUUUCCUUCGGGGUCAUGCGUACACGAUGGACACUAUUGCUGUUGCCGUUCAUUUCUGGUCUAAAGGUGAAGCCAAAGCAAUGUUUUUGAGGCACGAAGGGUUUCUUGGAGCAUUGGGUGCAUUCAUGAGCUAUGAAAAGCAUGGCUUUGAUGACUUGAUGGUCCAUCAGUUAGUGCAACAAUCCCCAAUCUGUGCAGACUCGGAAUUGAACGACAAUCCAAGCAUAGAUUGCAAUUUAUACUUGUCUUAGAAUUUGCAUUGGCUUCUCUUCCAGGCUCGACAUAAUGCUAGGCAAUUCUUGGUUGCCUGUAAGUCUUGUGAACGUCAAAGGCUUCAAUACCUUUGUAGCAUAUGUAAGAUUAUCAAUACAUACUAGGACAUGUAUUCAAAACAAAAAGGAUGAUAGCUGAGAUGCACAAUGUAAGUUGUAACACCACCUGAUUUAUUCUGUACUAUGAGCACAUCUACCCAGAUUUUUACCGUAUUUUGGAGAUAGCAACUAUGUAACUGUCAUUAUCCAAUAAAGUGAAUUACUCACUGUUAUUGCA